UUUAAUGGCUCUGUCAUGUCUGUGGUCUUCAUUAAUGGCCUCCUCCGACACCCUCUCCUUGGCGGUUUGGUGCAUGCCGUAGCCCAGGAGGAGCUAGUAGAAGUAGAAGUAGCCCCUGAGGCGGAGGCCCAGGUAGAAGCAGAGCCAGAUGUAGAGCCUGAACCUGAGGUAGAGCCUGAACCCGAGGUAGAGCCUGAACAAGAGCCUGAACCCGAGCCAAGGGCGGUGGUUCGUGAGGAGGAAGACGACUAUGAAGAGGAAGUGGAGGAGGGAGAUCAAGAUGAAGAGAAGCCAAAGUUCAAACCGACUGCUCCCAAGAUCCCCGAUGGGGAGAAGGUUGACUUUGAUGACAUCCAGAAGAAACGUCAAAACAAGGACCUUUAUGAGCUUCAGUCCCUGAUCGAUGCUCACUUUGAGUGCAGGAAGAAGGAGGAAGAGGAGUUAAUUGCUCUCAAAGAAAGAAUUGAGAAGCGUCGGGCUGAACGAUCAGAGCAGCAACGGAUUCGAGCUGAGAAGGAUAAAGAGCGCCAAGCCAGACGGGAGGCAGAGAGGAUAAGAAAGGAGGAGGCCGACGCCCACAGAAAGGCGGAGGAUGAGGCGAAGAAGAAGAUUGCUCUGGCUAGCAUGGGAUCGGGCUUCACCAGUCAUCUCCAGAGGGUGGACCAGAAGAGAGGAAAGAAGCAGACUGAGAGGGAAAAGAAGAAGAAGGUCCUGGCUGAGAGAUGCCAACCUCUGGCCAUUGACCAUAUGAGUGACGACAAACUGAGGGAAACGGCAAAGCAGAUGUUGGAGUGGUUGCACAGCCUGGAGGAGAUUAAAUACGACCAUUUAGAGAAACUCAAGAGAGAGCGAUAUGAGGUGAUCUCGCUCAGAAAUCGCAUUGAUGAGCUGCAAAAACAUAGCAAGAAAGGAGCCGCCACACGCCGCCGCAGAAAGUGAGAUCUGCGCCAGUCAAGCCGGAGAGCAAACAUCGGUGCCCAAUGUCGCAACCACCACCACCACGAGACACCUGCAGUACAAUCACAACUGGACAUCUUGCUGCCUGAUUUACCUCCACUCAAUACAUCAAAAGUUCAUCAGUGUAUAUGUAUGAAGAAGGUGUAACUGUCCAGAAAAUAAAUGUUGCAUCUGAAAUAAUCAAA
Molecule: messenger RNA, 1142 nt
Organism: Hippocampus zosterae (dwarf seahorse)
Lineage: Eukaryota; Metazoa; Chordata; Actinopteri; Syngnathiformes; Syngnathidae
Product: troponin T, fast skeletal muscle-like
Exons: 12
Coding region: 16-939 (307 amino acids)
Biological process (GO): regulation of muscle contraction; sarcomere organization; muscle contraction
Cellular component (GO): troponin complex
Molecular function (GO): tropomyosin binding; troponin I binding; troponin C binding
Source: RefSeq, a predicted model, not a curated record